CCUGAAGGCCGGGGUGGUGGUGGAAGAGGACGCGGUGCUGGUUGAGGUGGUGGUGGAAGAGGGCGUGGUGGAGGUCGCGGUGGUGGCUGUGGAGGUGGAAUGAAGGGAGGAAGCAAAGUAGUGGUUCAGCCGCAUAGGCAUGAUGGAGUCUUCGUUGCCAAGGGGAAGGAAGAUGCCCUUUGUACCAAGAACAUGGUUGUCGGUGAAUCCGUUUAUGGUGAGAAGCGCGUUGCUGUGCAGGGGGUUCAGGGCUAGUUGCAGCUGCUACUGGUACAAAUGGGCAAAUCAAGUAACAAUUCUUUUCAAAUCCAUGUUGGCGGCCAAAAUCCACAUCCGAAGAGCUAUUGAGGCUGAGGGAAUACCUUAUACCUUUGCAUGCUCAAACUACUUUGCAGGAUAUUCAAUUCCAACUCUUGCUCAAUCAGAUUCAUUUGCUCCUCCUCCUAAAGACAAACUCACCAUCUUUGGUGAUGGCAAUGUCAAAGCAAUUUUUGUGAAUGAAGAUGACAUCGGAACAUACACCAUUAAAGCUGUGGAUGAUCCAAGAACACUAAACAAGAUUUUGCACGUAAGGCCUGAGAGUAACAUCUACACUCACAAUGAGCUUAUAACUUUGUACGAGCAGAAGAGUGGGAAAACCUUUGAACGAAUUUACCUCACAGAGGAGGAGGUCUUAAAGAAGAUAAAAGAGGCUAGUUGCAGCUGCUACUGGUACAAAUGGGCAAAUCAAGGUUAUAUAAGCACUCUUUUACUUGUUGCUUGUUCCUAGUGAGUACAGGUUCCUAGUGAAAUUGGCGAUUGAGGCUGAUAGGUUCCUAGUGAGUAUUUGACAUUGAGGCACAAGUUUUUGGAAACAAAUAGAGAAUAUAAAGUCUUUGACUGAGAAGUUUCAUGUUUUGUAAUCAAAUGUUGAUGUUGUUUGAAUAUUAGUUCGGUACGAUA
This is a messenger RNA of Asparagus officinalis (garden asparagus), 942 nucleotides long. Its product is annotated as isoflavone reductase-like protein. The record is from RefSeq and is a predicted model, not a curated record. NCBI's taxonomy places the organism in Eukaryota, Viridiplantae, Streptophyta, Magnoliopsida, Asparagales, Asparagaceae. Bases 140 to 769 code for a protein of 209 amino acids. The transcript has 6 exons.